Messenger RNA from Mobula hypostoma (lesser devil ray), 4104 nucleotides. It is a transcript of the gene klhdc4, whose product is annotated as kelch domain containing 4. The transcript has 11 exons. The record is from RefSeq and is a predicted model, not a curated record. Gene Ontology annotation, molecular function: protein binding. NCBI's taxonomy places the organism in Eukaryota, Metazoa, Chordata, Chondrichthyes, Myliobatiformes, Myliobatidae. Bases 77 to 1819 code for a protein of 580 amino acids.
UGUAUGUGUGUUGCGGGAGCUUCAACGUGUGUUGUGAGCGGCUGGCACUGAGGGAUAGAUUAGGAAGGAAGGGACCAUGGGCAAAAAAAGUAAAAAGGACAAGAAAGGAAAGGGAGUUGAAAAAAACGCGAUUAAAAUGGAGAAAAAGAUCUCCAAACGGUCGAAGAAAGAGGAGGAGGAUUUAGAAACAUUAAUAGCUGAAUUCAAGCAACUUGAUGCAAAGAAGACUCAAGUAACGGAGGUGGCAUGUUCUUUUCCUUCACCACGGUUGAAUGCAUCAUUGUCAUCUUGCCCCGAGAAGGAUGAAUUGAUUCUCUUUGGGGGUGAAUAUUUCAACGGUCAAAAAACUUUUCUCUACAAUGAGGUAUAUUUAUACAACAUAAAGAGGAAUGCAUGGACAAAACUUGAAAUCCCAAAUCCACCAGCACCACGCUCUGCCCAUCAGGCUGUGGUGGUUCCUCAAGCAGGUGGACAACUUUGGGUAUUUGGAGGAGAAUUUGCAUCUCCAAAUGGUGAACAGUUUUACCAUUAUAAAGAUCUUUGGGUGCUACAUCUUGCCAAUAGGAUGUGGGAACAAAUCAAAGUGACGGGUGGACCAUCAGGUAGAAGUGGACAUCGGAUGGCCGUUUGUAAGAGACAGAUCUUAGUAUUUGGUGGAUUCCAUGAAAGUGCAAGGGAUUUUAUUUACUAUAAUGAUGUCUACUCCUUUAACCUGGAUUCAUUUACAUGGACAAAGCUGUUGCCAUCUGGAACUGGUCCCUGCCCUCGUUCAGGCUGUUCAAUAGCUUCCACACCUGAUGGCAAUGUAGUCAUUUAUGGAGGUUAUUCAAAGCAGCGGGUGAAGAAAGAUGUAGAAAAAGGCAUUGUUUAUACCGAUAUGUUUCUCCUGAAGAAUGAGGGGAAAGAAGGUGAAGACAAAUGGACCUGGGUUCGCUUGAACCCAACAGGUGUGAAGCCUUCACCACGAUCAGGAGCCUCUGUGGUUGUUGCCCCAAACAGUCGCAUUGUUCUUUUUGGUGGCGUGCAUGAUGAAGAGGAGGAAGAAGACAUUCAAGGAGAGUUUUUUAAUGACAUUUAUUUAUAUGAUAUGGUAAAGAAUCGCUGGUUUGCUGGGAAGUUAAAGGAACGCAAAGGAGAGAAAAGAAAACGAAGGCGUGGAACAAAAGAGGAAGAAGGUGUCAAAGUGAAAAGUGAAAGUCCCGAAUCCAGGAGUUCAACAGAAAUUGUGAAGGAAGUUGUAACUGAAGAUGGUACUGUCAUGACUAUAAAACAGGUGAUAAACAACUCUGAUAGCAAACCAGUCACAGAAAGUGACCUGGAAGAAGAGGAGGAGGAGGAGGACAAAGAUUCUGAAACAAGUCCAUUCAAUGAACCAUGUCCUCGGUCCAGUGCCAUGGCAGCUAUUAAACACGGUGUAUUGUAUAUCUACGGUGGAAUGUUUGAAGUGGGAGACAGACAGUUUACUUUAAAUGACCUUUACUCCAUUGAUCUACACAAGAUGGAUGAAUGGAAAGUUUUGGUAGAAACUGAUCCAAAGACUCAGGAAUGGCUGGAUGAAGAAGAGUCAGAGGAUGAGGAAGAGUGUGAAGGAGCUGCAGGAGGGGAAGAUGAAGAAGAUGAGGAAGAGGAUGAUGACAGCAGUGAAGAAGAAGAUGACCAUCCUGCGGUGCAGCCACAGGAAUCUUAUUCAGAAUAUUUGUCACGCACGGAGACUUACUGGAUUAAGCUUGCCAAGGAUAAUAUGGGCCAAAAUGCCAAAGAGAAAAAGACUUUGAAGGUGGCACAGGCAAUGGCAAAGACUUUUUAUGAUAAUGUGUGAUGGUCAGAAUUUAAUCAGGACUGAAACAUGGUUAAUUUAAUUUUGUUAAUAGGCUAUAAUUGUUGCCUAAAAAUACAAAAAAAACAGAAGUUAUUGUUUAUUUAAUUAAUUGUAGUUACUUUAUAUUUUCCUACACAAGGUUUUAAAGCUAAUUUCAAGCAGAUUGAAUAUGUUAUCUUUGCUGUAAUUUUUACAGAAGAUUGUAUGACACCAGAGGUAUUAGUUUUAGUAUUUUUAACAAUCCACUGUUUACCAUGAUUAUGUUGCUUUUAAUGUUUUACAUCUAAAUAAAUAGUUCCAUCAAUUCUUAACUCCAAAGGAAAGGUCGCCCCUCUUCACCAACUGUGAUAUAAAAUGAAAAUAAAAAUUAUCUCUCACUAUCAAAUUUAUUCAUUUGCAGGUGUAUUUCUGACAAGCCUGAAAGCAAUACUGUGCAGUAAAUGCAAAAUAACUUCUUAGUACUACAGAAGUUAAAACAAAGAAAUUUUUAAAAAGCAUAUUGGUUGCUUAAGACUGAAAUACACUUCCUAGAUUUCAUUUCUGUGAUCUAAAAGCCAUUUCCACAUAAAUAGUCACUUGUACAUUGAAUCCAAGCAUAAAUAAAGGUAUACAUGGUCGGUAGGAUUGAAGAAUGUAGCACAAGAAUCUUAUGCUCUAAAUCACUUUAAGCAAAUGGAGCAGAAUGAACUGUAUAAACUGAAGCAUGUCUAUUAGCAUAUAGUUAAUGAAUCAAAUGUUGAAAGAACAAAAAGAAAAUGUUGGUGCAGAUUUAAAUACUUCAGGAAAAUUAGAUUUGCAACAAUCUUAACUUCUGUGUUAACAGUAUAUCAGAAAUGUGAUGGAAACCUGACAACUUCAAGGUUUAAUUGGGAAAUGCCUUUAGAAUUCAUAGAAUAACACAGUGCAGAAACAGACCCUUCAGUCCAACCGGUGCAUGCCAACUAGAGCGUACUCCCUGCUAGUCCCAGUUGCCUGCAUUUGGCCCAUAACCUUACAAAACACUCCACUUUAUGUACCUGGCUGAAUGCCUGUUAAAUGUUGCAGUUGGACUUGCCUCAACCACUUCCUCUGUCAGCUUAGGGUAAAGAAGUUACCUCUCAGGACUUCUAAAUCUCUCCCCCUUUAUCUUGUAUCUGAACCUUCUAGUUUUGAAUUCCUUAAUCCGUGGGGAAAAGACCAAAAGUCCAUUACAGUCCACCUUUUCCAUACCCCUCAUGAUUGUAUAAGCUUCUAUGAGGCCACUGCUCAUUCUCCUGUGCUCCAGAGUAUAAUGAUCCAGUGUGGCCAGCCUCUCCCUAUAACUCAGGCCCUCUAGCCCAGGUAACAUCCUUGUAAAUCUCUACUGCAUCCUCUCCAGCUUGACAAUAUCUUUCCUAUAACAGAGUGACCGAAACUGUACACAAUACUCCGAAGUGCAGCCUCACCCAUGAAUUGUAUAACUGCAACAUAAUGUCCCUCUCCUAAACUCAAUACCCUGAUUGAUUAAAGACCAGCAUGCCAGAUGUCACCUUCACCAUCCUGUCUACUUACUGAUCUUCUUUCAGGAACUGUGUAUAAGUUAUCACAUUCACUGUGUAAGUAUUUCUCCAGUUUGACUGCCUAAAAUGCAUCACCUCAAAUUUAUCUAAGUUGAAAUUUGUUAAUCUUUACUCAGCCUAUCUCACUAACUGAUCAAUAUCUCCUUACAAUUUAUUGCAACCUGCUUCACUAUCAACAAGACCCUCUAAUUUAGUAUUAUCAACAAACUUGCUAAUCAUGCCAUGUACAUUCAUAUCCAAAUCAGUACAGAAGUAAUGAACAACAGAUCCCAACCCUAACCACCUGGGGCACCCUACCAGUCACAGAUCUGCAGUUUGAGAAUUGACCUUCAAACAUCACACUGUUUCUUAUCAUCAAGUCAACUAACCUUGUGAGCUUCUGUUGAAUUACAUGCAACCUAACCUUCCAGACCAGCUUAUCAUGCAAAUCUUGUCAAAGUCCAUAUGGACAACAUCCACUGCCCGACCUUCAUCUAUCCCCUCAGUUAACUCUUCAAAAAAAAACUCCCAAAAGAUUCAUCAGGUAAGACCUCUGACAGACAAAACUAUGUUGACUGUUUGUGAUCAGGCCUUGUUAGCUCUAGAGAAGCAGGCUUGGUAAUUUAAAUACGUCAGUCGUUUGAAUGUAAUUUUUGUACUUCGUUCAGAACACAUGAUUUCCCAAGCUGUACAGAAAUCCUGGUGUUAGCUGAAGAACAUUUGUUGACGCCUUAAAAGCUGACAAUUGAUUCCUCAAUAAAUUUAACC